Molecule: messenger RNA, 1193 nt
Organism: Anoplophora glabripennis (Asian longhorned beetle)
Lineage: Eukaryota; Metazoa; Arthropoda; Insecta; Coleoptera; Cerambycidae
Product: ADP-ribose pyrophosphatase, mitochondrial
Exons: 4
Coding region: 42-938 (298 amino acids)
Molecular function (GO): ADP-ribose diphosphatase activity
Source: RefSeq, a predicted model, not a curated record
GAAUUCAUAAUUGACAUUUUUGUGGUUUGAGGUUAUGUGUUAUGAUUAUCUAUUUGUUUGAAAUUAUAAUUCUUUGCUUGUAUCCCUCAGAUUAUAUGAUUUUAAGAAGAAUGGUACAUACGAAAUGCAGAGGGGGCCGUUAUCUCUUCAGCGACGUAGAGAGAUUAGUCUUCUCUGACAAUCAAGUACCUUGGAGUGCAAAAUUUGUAGGUUAUAAUCCGCCAGAAUAUAAUUCCAAAGCUAUACUAAACAAACCAUGGGCAGAUCCUGCAAUUGAUGAUCCAAGUUUCAAACCAAAAUGGAAUGAAUUGGAUGGCGAUGUAAAUAGAAAAAGCCACACUGGAAGCUAUUCCAUAUCUGAUGGUAGGCCGUUGAACCCUGAAGGAAGAACUGGGAUUAGGGGUCGUGGUGUUUUAGGAAAAUGGGGGCCCAAUCAUGCAGCAGACCCAAUAGUUACCAGGUGGAAAGUGGAAGAUGGCGUUAAACAGUUAAAAAACUCAAAGCCGAUUUUACAAUUCUGUGCCAUUCAGAGGAGAGAUUGCGGGCAAUGGGCAUUGCCAGGUGGUAUGGUAGAUCCCAACGAGCAAGUUAGUCAAACUCUGAGGAGGGAAUUUCUUGAAGAAGCUUUAAACAGUCUAGAAGCAUCCAAAGAUCAGUCAAAGAAAGAUGAGGACAUGAUCAAACGUUUUUUCCAAAACGGCGUGGUCAUUUACAAAGGUUACGUGGACGAUCCGAGAAACACGGAUAAUGCUUGGAUGGAGACCGUCGCCAUAAACUUCCACGAUGAAGACGGAAAAUCUGUGGGAAAGUUUGAUUUAAAAGCUGGUGAUGAUGCUCAGGGUGUUCAGUGGAUGGACGUAGACAGAAAUUUGGAUUUAUACGCCAGUCAUUCCAAUUUUAUCCAGACAGCUGCGGAGAAGCUUAACGCUCACUGGUAGUGAAUAAAAACAUCGUCUUACUGUAAAUAUUCUAUAUUUUAUACAAUUAUAUGGAAUUACCUUGGAGUAUAUUGAAAUAUGCCUGAUAAAAAAAAGUUAUUGUAACUGUCAUAUUUCAAUAGGCUCUGUAAUCGUUAUUUUGUACUAUGAUAUGCACAAUCAAAUAAAUUCAAUAAAUACCGUUACUAUAUUAAUUUAAGAUGGAAUUACCUAAGAGAUAACACCAGCAGGCAACUUGAAGCCUAAUAGAACGAA